CGGAGCCCUCUUGGACGAUGGGAUGGGUGCAAAAAUAGUCCGCGGUCAUGUGACAGAAAGGAAUACAACACGGCGAUGAACACACUGUUCGUGAAAUUGCACAUGUUGGACCCGCAGUCUGUCAUUCCAACAUUUCAUCUGCUGAAUCACAUCCGAGCUCUCCCGGAAUGCAACCUAGAGCUGGCCACCCGGGACUACCUCGGAGGCUCACUGGACGCUGCGGCACUCAGCGCGCAUGCGCGGACUGCCGUAACAAAGGAGACCAUGCCUAGCAACGGCGCGUCGCGCAUGAGCCUCGACGAAAUCGAAGUUUUUUACGGCAUUGACGUCGAGGAGUUUAUAAUGACGGAAGCACGUAACGUCGGCGUCUGGAACGGGCGACGUCCCGACAAUAAAAGAACUAGUGACCUCCAGGAUAGAUGCAGCGUCAUGUAAUCUCGUGAUCACAUUUGGCCGUUUCCGGCUCUCGUCGAAAAAAUGCGCACGCAUCCAGAUGUCGCAUCCGGAAUAAGCUCGCAUACCCUAUGGAAUAAGCAUCAAUUGUUCGUCUGUGACAACGAAAUGAACAAACGCAUGCGUUAGUUGUGACGAUGUUACAAAUACGUUUCGUUGAUUUGGACCUUCUAUCUAAUGACGUCGAGGUCUGGACGGAUUUAUACAAUUACACAUGUGUUUAGAUUUUGUGGGAGAAAAUCUCCAGUGUGCUUCCGUAUUGAAUGUAAUAUUGUUCAUUCGACUUAUUUUGUACCAAAAUCAUCAUGUUUGUCUUCUGUGAAUGUUUUAAUUGUAAAGCGUACAUUUUUGGUGUGAACAAAUGCAAAUAAUGCGGUAUCGAUGUAUAAGUUAUGCUAUUCACACAUUUUUGAAUGUAUGACAAGUAUUGAUAAAACAGUUCGUGUGUUAUACGUAACUAUUUAAUAUAAUACAUCGAUGACGAGCGAUAUUUACACGUGUUCGCUUGUACGCUUGUUAAUUAUGGUAGAUCUUAAGUCACAGGCUUAUCCGGGACGACAUGUUCCGCCCAAACUGGAUUCUCGCUAAGAAGAGACUUUCUUUAAACGAAGAAUACCAUAAAAGCGGACACUGUCGUCCCUGAAAAGCAUGUGAACAUGCAUUAAACCCAGUUUUCCUAAAACGCUGCUCUUAUUAUUCUUGUUAUCGCAUAAUGUUCAAAGUUUUGCCUUUGUUAUUAUUAUUAAUGGUUGCUAAAUAUGUUAAUAUUUGAAUAUAUAAUUCAACAUGUUGUAUAUGUAAAUAUUUGUAUAUAUGUAACAUAAAAUAACAUGUAAAUAUCUUUGAAUAUGUUUUAUGUAAUACAAAAGUUGUUACGAUGAAUUCAUAUUUUAUUUACGUUUAAAAUUAAAAU
Messenger RNA from Dreissena polymorpha, 1366 nucleotides. RefSeq lists its product as uncharacterized. Lineage: Eukaryota; Metazoa; Mollusca; Bivalvia; Myida; Dreissenidae. The transcript is spliced from 2 exons. The record is from RefSeq and is a predicted model, not a curated record. The annotation marks the transcript as partial.